Messenger RNA from Mastomys coucha (southern multimammate mouse), 1492 nucleotides. RefSeq names its product apolipoprotein L3-like. Gene Ontology annotation, molecular function: lipid binding. The record is from RefSeq and is a predicted model, not a curated record. Gene Ontology annotation, cellular component: extracellular region; membrane. Gene Ontology annotation, biological process: lipoprotein metabolic process; lipid transport. The coding region runs from base 184 to 1191 and encodes 335 amino acids. Lineage: Eukaryota; Metazoa; Chordata; Mammalia; Rodentia; Muridae. The transcript is spliced from 4 exons.
ACAGGCAGGCAGCUGCUUCUUACUGGGGUCCCGAUGUCCUGCCAGUGAGCUGGUGCCCCCAGGAAGGACGGCUGUGUUCCCUUCCUGCUCAACCACAGGAAGAUUUUCUGCCUGGACUCACAGAGACCUGUGAGGAAGACCUUUGAGAGAUUCCACGCCAGGAACCAAGGCCCUGCAGCCCUCAUGGCCUCCAGAGUCUGGAGGAGACACUUCAUCCAGGACAUCACUGAGUGCCUGCAGGACAUGGUCAGCAGAAAAGACCUGCAGCUCUUGCUGGCCAAAGAUGAAGCCUGGAAAGUGUUGGUGGCAGAGGCUGAACUGUCCAGAGAUGAGGAAGCUUUGCUGCAUAAGGCUCUGAAGCUGCUCCUAGAACUCCCCACCCUGGAGGACAAGGAAAGACUUCAAAAAGAACUACAGGACAGGAAGAGGUUUGUGGAAGCUUUUCCUCAGUUGAAACGGAAGCUGCAGGAAAACAUCAGGAAGCUCCGAGCUCUGGCUGACCACCUUGACCAGGUGCACAGGGGCUGCACCAUCUCCAACGUGGUGAUCAACUCCACCAGUGCUGCCUCAGACAUCCUGAGCAUCCUGGGUUUAGCUCUGGCACCCGUGACAGCAGGGGGCAGUCUGCUGCUCUCAGCAACUGGGUUGGGACUGGGGACAUUAGCUACUGUGACUGGAGCUGCCACUGAGAUUGUGGAGCGAACAAGCAGGUGGUUAGAUGAAACUGAAGCCAAGUGCCUGAUAUCAGACACCGUGCACACUCUGAACACAGUUCUUGUCCUGGGUCAGAAUGCACUCAAACUUGAUAGAACAACCUAUACUGUCAUCAAACAACUAAAAACCUUGGGACAACACAUUCGUGCCAUUAGGGUAGCCAGAGCCAACCCUCACUUAGUAGCAGAUGUCAAGGGCCUCAUGGCUUCUGGAAGAAUCCCUGCCCCACAUGGUAGUCAGAUGCAGAACGCCUUUAAAGGCACUGCUCUAGCAAUGAGCAAAAAAGCCAGAAUCAUGGGUGCAGCCACUGCAGGUGCCUUCCUCAUAAUGGAUGUGCAUUCCCUUGUAAGGGACUCAGUGCAUUUAUGUGUUGGAGCAAAAUCAGAGUCAGGCAAACAACUGCGGGCCCUGGCGCAGGAGCUGGAAGAGAAGUUGAAAGAGAUUGCCCAGAUCCAUAAGACCCUCCUAGUUCCUUAGUGGCAGCCGCCCCAAAGAACACAAAGGUCAGUGGAGGUGACCUGGACAGAUUCAAGGCAUGGAGGCAUUUUGUUAGAGGGAGAAUGAGAUGGUCAGUUUUCACUGUCCUCUUGACACAAUCUAGAAUCGUGUGAGGAGAGUCUCAGUGAGUGAUCCUGUAGCUCAACUUGUCCUGUGGGCAUACCUGGGGGAGAUUUUUCUAAAUGAUGCUAGUUAAUGUGGGUCAAUUCCUCCACCAUGGGUGUCAGUGUUCUCUAGAUAUGGAUUCUGAACUGUACAAUAAAAAGUAGACUGAACACCA